AUGAACGACGGAAGAUUAUCAAGAGAAUACUUUGAUUUGAUUAAGGAUGCACUUCAAGAGGAGGAAAAAACUGGCGGAAGCGGUAGCAGUUCACCUCGUAAGAGACGCAAAUUAAGGUCUUUGCAGAAGGAACCAGAAUUGGAAUCGGAGAGCAAUCGUGUCGUUAUUACCAUCGAAUCGGACGAUGAAGAACAGAAUAACUACGAUGAUGAUGAUGAUGAUGAUGAUGAUGAUGAUGAAUAUGAUAGUGAAGAGUUCGAAGAUGUCACUGAUGCGCCUGCUAACAAUGGAAAUAUAUCAAUUACUAUAGAUACAUCAGCUCAGAAAAAGUCUACGAAGAAGAAGAAGAAAACUGAGCAUGGGUUAGACCCUGCAGUGAAAGAAUUUCGUAAAACAUGUCAUAUGUUCAUGCUACUUACUCUCGUGUGCCACUCAUAUCAGAGGAACGAAUGGUGUAACGACGAGAAGUUGCAGAAAAAGCUUGCUAAACUGGUGUCUGACGAUAUAUUCAAUAAUCUACAUCCCCAAAAGGAUGAUGAGAUGCCAUUAAGAAGUACCCGGAAGUUGCUCGAUGCAUUACGUAUGUUGAUGAAACAUUGGAACAAAAAGUUCAAAUUAGAACUAACUUCACCGUACGAAUUCAAUCAUUUAUAUAUGGUUCAUUGGGAUUCGGUGUUGAAGCACAAGUGUGAAAGUGUCACAUUCAAAACAUUCAAAAAGUUUUUCACAAGGAUGCGUGGACCAGCCAAUAUUAGUGUGCAGGGUUUUGUCACCAUGCUGAGAGGUUGUGGAUUGAACGCAAGACUCAUUCAUAGCCUUCAACCACCCGAUUUCACUGAUAGUAAGAUCUACAAUAAGCGAGUUGUUUGGAGCUUGGAAAAUGAAUGCCUAAAGUAUCCGAUAUUUUGGUGCGAAGUAUGGGAUAAAUUUGCGAAACAAUGGAUCACUAUCGAUAUCGUUGGUCAAGAAAUAAUUGAACAAGUGCGUUAUAAAUCAAAACUAGAACCAAUAGGUCGUAUAAAUUCAGCCUUCAAUAUGAUGCGAUAUGUCAUCGCUUUCGAUAGAAAACAAGGCUGCAAAGAUGUAUCUCGGAGAUACAUAGCACAUUUACAAAAUAAAGUUCGAAAAAAGAGGAUUACAAGAGAAGCUAAACUGAACGAAUGGUUUAACAGCAUUAUAAAGUUUUUGAAUAAACGUAAUAGGAACAGGAUUGAUGAUUAUGAGGAUGAAUAUUUUGAUUUGCGUAAUGAACACGAGGGAAUCCCAGACAGCCUACAAGACAUUAAGAAUCAUCCGUUCUACGUCUUAGAGAAAGAUUUGAGAGCAAACCAGGUAUUGAAACCGGGUGCUCAGCAGUGCGGCUUCCUUCGACUUCGUAAUAAAUCAAACUCCCUUCUCAAAGUUUUUCCAAGGAAAGAUGUAAUAUCUUGUUACAGUGCUAGGCACUGGUACAUGCAAGGAAGAGCAUUGAAGUCGGGUGCCAAGCAUCUUUUGACACACAAAAUAAAGAAUCCUGUCGAAGAAGACGAAGAUGAAGAGAGGCUUUACCCCAUUGGUCAGACUGAGUAUGUUAUUCCUAAGCAAGUGGAUGCUGAUGGUAAAAUCCCUACUAAUUUCUACGGUAAUAUUGACAUUUAUAAACCAUGGAUGAUUCCAAUAGGGUGUUGUCUCGUAGAAAAUCCAAACUCGAUUAAAGCUGCAAGCUUCUUACGUGUUCCAUUUGCAAAAGCAGUGACGGGUUUCAAGUUCGAAUCGGGACGAAGAGUUAAACCUAAGGUCACCGGCGUUGUUGUCGAGAAUGAAUACGUCGACGCAUUGGUUGCUGUAAUAGAAAAUAUCGAAGAAUGUAACGAUGAUGCAGCUAGACAUGAAUUAGAGCUUGAGGCUUUGAACGGCUGGUCACUCCUUCUUACCAAACUCAGGAUCAAAAGUAGAUUGGUUGAAGAACAUGGUGCGGUGGCAGAUGAAGACGGCAGAGAUUACUCUGGUGAAAGAGAUAGCGAUCUAGAAGAUCACGAAUCAUAUACGGGAGAAGACACAGAAAUGGGCGGUUUCGAACAAGGUGGGUUCCUUCUUGAUUCUAAUAUGGAUGGUGGAUUCGUGCCUGAACCAGAAUUACAACAUGCAGAAUCUGAAACAGAACAAGUUGAACAUCCACCUGUGACCUAUGGUGAAGCAACUCUAGACCGCGCUGAACCAAGUAACACGGAGCCAAACGAAAUCGCUGAUGAGUUCGAACAGUUCUUGCAAGAAGUUGGAUCGCAAUCGGAUGACGAUGAUUCAUUUCAAUAUGAAUCAGAAUAA
Messenger RNA from Kluyveromyces lactis, 2304 nucleotides. It is a transcript of the gene RAD4, whose product is annotated as Rad4p. Gene Ontology annotation, molecular function: damaged DNA binding; single-stranded DNA binding. Gene Ontology annotation, biological process: nucleotide-excision repair; mismatch repair. The transcript has a single exon. The record is from RefSeq and is a predicted model, not a curated record. The coding region runs from base 1 to 2304 and encodes 767 amino acids. Lineage: Eukaryota; Fungi; Ascomycota; Saccharomycetes; Saccharomycetales; Saccharomycetaceae. Gene Ontology annotation, cellular component: nucleus; nucleotide-excision repair factor 2 complex; cytoplasm.